Messenger RNA from Thrips palmi, 2737 nucleotides. Its product is annotated as U4/U6.U5 tri-snRNP-associated protein 1. Gene Ontology annotation, cellular component: U4/U6 x U5 tri-snRNP complex. Gene Ontology annotation, biological process: mRNA cis splicing, via spliceosome; maturation of 5S rRNA. The transcript is spliced from 16 exons. The coding region runs from base 113 to 2554 and encodes 813 amino acids. The record is from RefSeq and is a predicted model, not a curated record. NCBI's taxonomy places the organism in Eukaryota, Metazoa, Arthropoda, Insecta, Thysanoptera, Thripidae.
GGACGAAACACUAUUCGCACGGUUCUGUCUGUCGAACGUAAACUCAACGCAACCACAGUGUCCGGCGUAAAAUUUAUGUUCUGUUUUGUUAGAUUUUGAUUAAUAUUUCAAAAUGGGCCAUAAACAUAAAAAAGAAAAGCGCAAGCACCGGAGUAGAAGUCGUUCAAGAUCUGUCGAGAAAGAGAGGGAGCGGGAAAGGGAACGGGAGAGGGAGAGGGAGCGUGAAAGAGCAAAACACCGCCACCACAAGAGACAUCACAAGGACAAGAGAGCAGAAAAACGCCCUAAAGAAGAUAGUCCGACUUACAUUAGCUCCGAUGAUGAUUGCAUUGUGGUUCCACCACCACCAAAGAUAUCUCGUCAAGCCACCCCACCCCCUCCUCCUCCUCCAGCUAUUUCAAAUGCACCACCCGAGUCUAGCUCUGGUGCAGGAGACUCAUUGUCAAUUGAGGAGACAAACAGAAUACGUGCAAAACUGGGUUUGAAACCUCUACAAGUUGAUGACAAACCCACCUCUGUGGAAGUGCGAGCUGACAAUGACUAUAAAAACUCUACUGAGAAGACUGCAGCCGAGUUUGGUUUGGAAGUUAUCAAUGAUGAUCUUGGAGAGUUUGUCCACAAACCUGCAGAUAACCUGGCCAAGAAAGUCAAGGCUGACAAACUCAAAGAGAAGCUGGCAGAGCGAAGAGCAAAACGUGUCAUGGAACAAAAAUUGGCCAGAAUAAAGAAACUAGGUGAAUCAAGUAGCGAUGAAGAGGAAAGUGCAACUUCUUGGAUUGACAAGAGCCGUAAGAUUGCUGAAGAAAAAGCACAAGCAGAAAAAAGAGCUAAAUUGUUACAAGAAAUGGAUGAAGAGUUUGGUGUUGGAGACCUUGUCGCUGAAGAAAUGAAAACAGAGCGGCGAAAUGUGUACAGUACCAAAGACCUGAGGGGGCUCCGUGUUGAACAUGAUUUGGGGAGCUUUGGUGAUGGCAAGCAAGUAAUUUUAACCUUGAAGGAUCAGGGUGUGUUGGAAGAAGAGGGUGAUGUGUUGGUUAAUGUAAACAUGUUGGAUGAUGAACAUCAUAAGAAGAACAUUGACAGGAGGAAACAAAAGCCUGGUUACAAUGCCUAUGAUGAUGAGGAAAUGGAUACAUAUGAAGACCCUCAAGUUAAAGUUUUAUCAAAAUAUGAUGAAGAAAUUGAUGGGGUCAAGAAGAAGAGCUUCACCAUUGGUGUGGAUGACUCUGCUGCUGCACUGGCCCGUAAAAGGGAAGAGGCUCUCAGUGUAAAAAAUAAAUUGAUGAAAAAACGUCUAGAAACUCUUGCAAUGCCAGCACCCAAGCUUGCAGCAGAGUACUACAAUGAGGAAGAAAUCAGUACUAAAUUCAAGAAAAUAAAAAAGGUUAAGAAAGUCCGUAAGAAGGGGAUAUUGAAGGCUGAUGACUUAGCUGCUAUUACAAAGCAGGAAGAUCCUUCCAAAGAUUUUGGGUCAAGGCGGAUAAGGUCUCGUGUUGUUGAUGAUGACGAUGAAUUGAAGGCACCCCCUCCUCCUCGAAUAAGUACCGUAGAUGAUGAGAACAUAAAAGAGGAACCUAUGGAAAUAGACCUUGAUGACUUGCCCCCUCUUCCUGCGGAUAUUGCUACCAUUAAAGUGGAACCAGAAGAGGAUUUGCAGUUGGAGCUUGCUCUGAAAAAGGCCCGGAGAUUAAUGCAGAGGGAAGCAGUAGAAGAAGCUGCAAAUGUGGAGAUGGUGGCGCAGUCUAUUGUCAAGGAGGAAUUACAGCCUGCCUUUGGAGAGACAGAACCUGGUGGUUCCAUUGUUCUCAAUUCCACAGCUGAGUUCUGUCGUACCCUAGGUGAUAUUCCAACUUAUGGUCUUGCGGGAAACAGAGAUGAAGAUGCUGAGGAACUCCUUGAUUUUGAGCGAGAAAUGAUUGAGGAGCAACGGCGCAGACAGGAAGAGGAUGGAAAACGAGGAGCGUGGAAUGAGGUGGAAGGCGAUGAACCUCCAGCAGAAAUAGAACCUAUGGAGACACCCAUCUUGGACCCAGAGCCAGAUUUGGGUGGAGGAAUGGCUGGUGCCUUGAGGUUAGCUGUUAGCAAAGGCUAUUUGGAAAAGGAGGUUUCCAAUAGGCCUUCAGCCUCCCGAUUUGCUCAUUUGCAGGCCCAAAACUAUUCAAUUGAAGACAAAACACAUGCUGAGGAUGAUAAGUUUGGGAGACGAGAAAGGUAUGCCGGUCCAACAUCUGAAUUCAAAGACAAGGAUGGAUACAAACCAAAUGUCAAGCUUGACUAUAUUGAUGAUGAAGGUCAUGUGCUCAAUGCCAAAGAGGCAUUCAGGUACCUCUCACACAAGUUUCAUGGCAAAGGACCAGGAAAGAAUAAGGUUGAGAAGAGGAUGAAAAAGAAGGAGCAAGAUGUUCUUAUGAAGCAAAUGAGCUCUACAGACACUCCUCUUGGAACCCUAAACAUGUUGCAAGCCAAGCAGAAAGAGACUCAAUCUGCAUUUAUUGUUCUCAGUGGAGGAAAGCACCAAACAGCCACCAUCUCAAAAACGAAACUAAGCAAAUAAAAGCUUUGAGGCCUGAAGAAAAUUAUGUAGAUACUAUAUAUAUUCUGGAAUGGUACGGAUUAUCAUCAAAAUUAAAGAAAAUCAUAAUUUUUUUUCAUCAUUGAACUUGAUUGUGGAAACACAGUUUUUAAAUGAACUGAUCAGAAUCUAGCCACAAAAAAAUAAAAUAUCAGCAAACUCAAA